CAAUCAGGAAGGACGUUUUUGACACGUGAAGGUGACACUUGCGUUCCGGAGACACUCCAAAUAUGUCAUGCAACUGUCACAUUUGCGCAUUAUUUGCAUCUGGAAUGUCGAAGUAGGCGAAGAAGGUUCUGUUUAUAUUUGAUGGUUGUCUUUAAAGGCACUGCAGUGAACAUAGUUGUAGCCUGCGAAGAACUAAGACCGGACUAAUCAAAAGGCACAGAAUAGGCUAGUUAAUCGAACUGUGAUCGACUCGAUGAGAAAAGAUGGCGGAUGGCAAGGACCCCCUGAAACAGUUGAAAGACCUGACUCAGCUCAAAAAUCAACUGGCAGAAAUUCAGAAGCGAGUCGAGAACGAAAUUUCCGCAGGAGUUCCUCAGGGGGGCUCGCUGUUUGGGGCGCCGUUCCUGAAGGGCUUCCUGGCUGGUUACGUGGCGGCCAAGCUGCGCUCCUCCGCCAUCGUGGGCGUGCUGCUGGGCACCAUCACUGGCAUGUACGCGGCGCAGAACUACCAAGUGCCCAAUAUUGAAAGGACGGUGAAAGAGUUGCUUAGCAACCUGACAAAAGGGCCAAAGUAG
This is a messenger RNA of Entelurus aequoreus (snake pipefish), 575 nucleotides long. RefSeq names its product SLC35A4 upstream open reading frame protein. NCBI's taxonomy places the organism in Eukaryota, Metazoa, Chordata, Actinopteri, Syngnathiformes, Syngnathidae. The record is from RefSeq and is a predicted model, not a curated record. Bases 264 to 575 code for a protein of 103 amino acids. The transcript has 3 exons.